Micropterus dolomieu (smallmouth bass) is the source of this 3217-nucleotide messenger RNA. It is a transcript of the gene cln3, whose product is annotated as CLN3 lysosomal/endosomal transmembrane protein, battenin. Gene Ontology annotation, cellular component: lysosome; membrane. Gene Ontology annotation, biological process: lysosome organization; regulation of intracellular pH. NCBI's taxonomy places the organism in Eukaryota, Metazoa, Chordata, Actinopteri, Centrarchiformes, Centrarchidae. The coding region runs from base 245 to 1582 and encodes 445 amino acids. The record is from RefSeq and is a predicted model, not a curated record. The transcript has 15 exons.
UUGUACGAAACACCGUGUUUCAUGUGACGUCGUCAAAGUUUACAAAAAUUUAUCCGAAAUAGGAGCUAAAGCGACACAAAACCCAGCUCAUAGUGAGUGGUGAAUUUACCGUCUGUGUUCACGACAGCUUACUGAGCUACUUAGCUUCCAGUCUAAGAUGUCAACCGGGUAAAGGUGUUGUAGGAACGGUAGUUUGAAGUGUUAGCCCGGCAGUUUUAUUCCUUUUAUCCCGUGAGUCCACAACAUGGACCAGACAGCCAGCGUCAACGCGGAUGUUGUUCAACGCUCUGACCUUAAUGGUCGGUGCACACAAUGGCGAAACAGGACUGGCUUUUGGCUCCUUGGAUUGUGCAAUAACUUUGCUUAUGUGGUAAUGCUGAGUGCCGCCCAUGACAUCCUCGAAAAACAAGAGUCUGGAAACACCACAGCAUCUACUUCAGCCAAAUUGGCCGUGAAUUUCCAAGGUGGGAACAGCAGCAACAGUAGCCGCUAUGACUGCAAUCCUGUCUCUACUGCGGCUGUGCUGUUAGCUGACAUCCUCCCAACACUAUUCAUCAAGCUGUGUGCUCCCUUUGUGAUCCACAAAGUGCCUUAUGGUAUCCGAGUGUUGCUCUGUUCCAUCGUGGCAGCAACAAGUUUCCUUCUUGUGUCAUUCUCCUCAGCUAUGUGGAUGAGCAUUCUAGGAGUGAUCUUAACCAGUUUCAGCGCUGGACUGGGAGAACUGUCCUUCCUCUCUCUCUCUGUCUUCUUCAGCAGGGAUGUGCUGGGAGGUUGGGCCUCAGGUACUGGUGGUGCUGGUGUUGCGGGAGCCUUACUCUACUCAGGCCUCACCCAACUCGGCCUGGCGCCAAAGACCACACUUCUCAUCAUGCUGGUGGUCCCUUUUAUUAUGUUGAUUAGCUAUUUCUCCCUGCUGGUUCCUCCACCUUCACUACCUCAGUGGAGAAGAAGGGAGACACAAUAUGCAGCCGUGAGCUCAGAGGACAGACAGCAGCUGAUGGAUGGGUCAGAAGAAGAGGAGCAGGAGGAAUCAGCCCCGGCAGAGGGCAGGACCACCGGACCUCUCACCUUAAGAGAGAAACUGCGUGUCAUCAAAGGCUUGCUGAGGUUUGUGUUACCCCUGGGACUGGUCUACUUUGCCGAGUACUUUAUCAACCAGGGCUUGAUGGAACUCUUGUAUUUCCCCAACUUUUAUCUGUCCCAUGCAGAGCAGUAUCGCUGGUACCAGACACUGUACCAGGUUGGUGUGUUGGUGUCUCGAUCCUCGCUGUGCUGUGUGAAAAUCAGGAAAGUGUGGGCUCUCUCUUUGCUACAGCUUGUAAAUGCAGUGGUGCUCCUAUUCGCAGUGAAGUACCUGUUCCUGCCCUAUGUCUGGCUGGUGUUUAUUAUAGUCCUCUAUGAGGGUCUGCUGGGUGGAGCUGCCUAUGUCAACACCUUCUUCUUCAUCAGCAAAGAGACUGAAGACCGAUACAGGGAGUUUGCCAUGGCUGCUUCCAGUGUAGGAGACAGUCUGGGCAUAGCUCUGGCUGGACUCGCAGCUUUUCCCGUCCACAGAUACUUCUGUUCCCUGCCCACAAACUGACCAGCAGAAUGAAUAAGCAAGACGUGGGUGCGUUCCAUUUGAGGGAUUUAAAAAAAAUAAAUAAAAAAUCUGAUACAAGUUAGAGAUCAUCUGACAAAAGCAGACUUCACUCCUACAUAAAAAAUAUUGACUCCACAGAGUGUUUUAACCAGCAGAGAGCAAUCCAGAGAGAGGAGGACUCACUGACUUAUCCUUUUCACCAACUUCUGCUGAUAAUGCUGCUUUUUGGGAUUCUCAUUCCGGACCUUUCUGAGACCAAUUGUAAUCACAGCCCAUUAUCUAUGACAAAAGUGGUUCUCAACAGGAAGGCAUGUCUUACUCAACGUUGUUUGCACAAACUGCUCUAAGAGCCUGUCGCCUGCAGAGAAAAAUAAUUACUGUCCAUAACUUGUUUUGCAGACAAGUGAGUAUGAACCGCCCAAACACCAGACUACAUGAGAGUCGAGCUUUAUUUUACUGACCUCACUUAUUAUCUUUUUUCUUUGUCUUUUAUUUUACAAUAAUGAAGUCUUAAAAAUGAAAAGGGUUUACCUCUUGCUGCUAUUUAUAGCUGCCAUCAUACAAAAGGAACUAGUUCUAACCAACUUCAAAACCAAAAAUGGUACGAUAAAUUUAUUGGGAGUGAAAGACUUAAAGCUAAAGGUUUUAAAGCUUAAAAUUUGUAUUUCUAUUUACUAAUAAUGAUGUGAGAUAUUUCAUCUCUAUUGUGACAUUAUUACAUAUUGAUGUUGUGUACUCGAUCCUGGCACACAACCGAGGAGCCCAGCCAUUGAGUACUGACUGUUACAACGCCACUACAACAUCACUUUUGCCUUAAUAGUUGAAGAGAGUUGCUUCUCUGAACAGAAGACUCUGCUUUGUUACCGUAAAAAGAAAAUCCCAGUAGAUGGAAUUGUUUUAUGGUGCUUUCAAGAUCUGUAGAACCAGGAUGAAUCAGGUUUCUUUAACUAACUGACCCAUGUUGUUGCUUUUGUGUUUCUUUUUAGUCGCUGUCACUGUUAAAACAGGUCAUGAGUGAAGUGACCAAAAAAUGUCUUUGUUUCUACCAAAGAUAACAGUCUUUUUAUGUGGAUUAACAUUUGAUAUUUAUAUACUGUAACAAUCUGGAAACAGAAAAAUAUGCUGUUAUAGUAUGCUAAUAAUUAAAAAUUUAGAUUCAGCCAGUGACAAGGUGUCUUGACAAAAGAUGGUGGGGAUGUUUUUUUUUUUAUUUUUUUAUUGUAUGCCUGACAACAUUUUCAACAUAACCAAAACAUUCAGCCUUUCUUGUGCAAUUUUUGCUCAGUUUUUGUUUUUUCUGAAAGUAAUUAAGCUUGUUUUAAUAUGCAAAUAGUAAUUAUUAUAAUAAUUAUCAAAUAAGAACCACCAUGUCCUAAUAAAUAUGUCCAUAUACACACCGUUUUCUCUUAAACAUGUUUAAACACAUACCGAUGUGUACAUUUCUACUGAGAUUAUACCUACCCAUACAAACAUUUCCUAUUAUGCUGAAUUGUCAUAACUUUGUUGCAAUUUACAGAUUGUGUUUUUAAGAUUGUUCUUGAUCAAAAUGAAUCAAAGUGUCGAGUCAAGGCUUAAAAAGUGGACUGAAAGUAUCAAAAUGGCUAAUUGUCAUGUAAAAUUAAAAUGUAAAUACAU